GUGCAGUGUGACUCCUACCAGCUGUUUCCCGCCUUGAAAGCCAUCCGAUCAGCUGCAUACACACACACACACACACACACACACACACACGGUCAUGCAGAGAGAAAAGCAAAGGGGAGGGAGAGAGAAAGAGAGAGAGAGGUAGAGCGCCACACACAACGAGGGAACCCCAUCAGCUGGAAGUCGAGUAACAUUACAACUCUCAGCAGCCUCAAACUACUACAUUACACAGACAGGGGGGGGGGUUCAUAUCUUCUUUAAAGGAUUUAACUCGCGGCGGAUCACGGGUUUUUUUUUUGUUGCUCUCUAACGUCAUCAUCUUUCUUUUAUUCUACGGAGACUGUUUUGCUUGUGUGACUGUUUUUUAAGGGGGGUGGGGGGGUUUGAUCAAACUGGCGAGAGGCGAGCAUGGAGUAUUUCAUGGUACCAGCUCAGAAGGUGCCCUCCUUGCAACAUUUCAGGAAAACGGAGAAAGAAGUGAUCGGAGGUCUUUGUAGUCUGGCCAACAUUCCUCUAACCCCAGAAACAGCCCGGGACCAAGAGAGGCGAAUUCGCAGAGAGAUCGCCAACAGCAACGAGCGUCGGCGUAUGCAGAGCAUCAAUGCCGGAUUCCAGUCACUUAAAACACUUAUCCCACACAGUGAUGGGGAGAAGCUCAGUAAGGCUGCCAUCCUGCAACAGACAGCAGAGUACAUUUUUACUUUGGAGCAGGAGAAGACACGGCUACUGCAGCAGAAUAGUCAGCUCAAACGAAUCAUACAAGAGUUAAGUGGUUCCUCCCCUAAGAGAAGGCGUGCAGAGGAGAAAGAUGAAGGGAUUGGUUCACCAGACAUCCUAGAGGAGGAAAAGACUGAGGACUUGAGGAGGGAGAUGAUUGAGUUAAGGCAGCAGCUGGAGAAAGAGCGCUCUGUCAGGAUGAUGCUGGAAGAUCAGAUGCGUUCCCUGGAUGCUCAGUUGUACCCAGAGAAACUGAAGGCAAUUGCUCUGCAGCUCCAGGAUCAGCAGGCCCAAACACAGAGCCUCGUUCAUCUGCAGCAGCACAAGCAGCUGGAGAGGGACCUUACUCCAGUCCACAGCCCACAGGUUUUGGCCCCAGCUACUCCACCUGCACCUACACACCAUGCCACGGUCAUCGUCCCCGCACCUGUCCAGCCUCCCCUCCCCCAUCACGUCACUGUGGUAACCAUGGGCCCGGCAUCAGUUAUCAAUACAGCGUCAACAUCUCGACAGAACCUGGACACCAUCGUUCAAGCAAUCCAGCACAUCGAGGGCACCCAGGGAAAGGCUUGUGUCGGCGAGGAAGAGCAGCGGAGGGCGGUCAUCGUCACCUCGGGUCGCGUCCUCUCUGACGCGGCAGGCUCCGACACGGCCUCAAACAGCGACGGGCCUGACGACUGUUCACUGCCCUGAGUUGACCCCUGAUGCCUCACACGCCGUACACUUACAUACACACACACACUCUCACGCACUCAAAAGGGCCAAGCUGACCACGGCUGCAGGAGGCGACAAACCCAUAGCACUCUUGUUCAGUGGACAUUAAUAGGGCUGGUAGGCAGAUUGAAGCACUUGUUUUUUGGUUCUUUUCAUCACACACUCUUACGUGUUGUACCAUGAUAGGCAGCCCAAAUAGGUUUACACUUAGAUAUUCAUACAUGCAAACUCUUCUGUGUCUUUUCUCUGCUUAUCUCUAGCUCCCUGCUCUCUCACUCGCUCACACACAAACUCACGUCUGUUCAUUAAUCUAUAGAAAAAGUUAUUAGUGCAACCACUUUCACCGACUGAUGUACAAAUGCUCGGUCAUACUGGAUGCUAGAAUUUCGAAUGUCUGCUAAAAAAUCACCGGGACUGUUCUCUUUAUCUCGUCCCUGAAGCCAUGUGACUGAUUCACGAAACAGGAGACAAAGUCAAUGAAGAGCCCAGCAGUGUGGCGUCAGGGUCAUCACCACCCAACACCAGAGCAUUUUUUUGUUAAAGAUGAACAUCCUUUUUAAUCUCCUUCUCUGAGCUGUUUGGAGAGACACUGUGAGCUAACAAGACUGUCUCAUAUCUGGUAUGAAAGAAUAUGUUCUUUUACUCUUGUGAAGUCUACUUUUUUUAUGUUUUUGUUUCUCCAAGGCUCCAUCAGCCAGCAAGUUAAAGUGAUUGUACUGGGGAAAAAAGCCGUUUUCAUGGCUGACUGAUUCUCACAGGAUAUGAAGCGAAGCUCAGGAGAGAGAGUGCUUACUCCACAACUUUUUUUUUUUUUCCAUUUGUUUGUUUACAUUUUUACUGGGCUGGGUUCCCAGUAAUCCCACAUAUGUAUCUGGCAUGUUCUUUUUUUUAUUCAUGGCCUGACAUGAAAACAAAAAUCAGUGCUUUGACUUUUCUUGACACCUUCCCUUCUAAAAUAGAAAAAGCACCUGGCUUGUUAAAUAAGCUAAUCUGUGGACACUCUUGAGUGAUUCCCACUGGUGUGUGUGUUUGUUUGUGUGUGUCCCUUUUUAGCGUUCUGAAUCAGCAGGGCCCAGUGGUGUCCCAGACUCUGGCAGUCUGCAGUAGCGCCACUUUUGCCUUGAAAUUGACGCACAAGUGUAUGUACACACAGCACUCACGCAUACAAAUACAACUGACAUACAAUCACUUGUUCGCUCAAUCUUAAGGGCUGGUUUUAUUUAGCCCUUAGCAAUGUAGUUUCUUGUCCAAAUGUUGGGACAUCUAUCAAAGCAGAGUAUACGUCAAACACAAGCAAAAUUCCCAGUGAAAUUGAAUGUGCCAUGGAGGUGACUAGGUUGACCACACAUGCUCUAUGCAUUUCCUUACAUAUAUCAUUUGUCCUUUUGUAAGCUUUUUGCCUGGCGUACCAUGCUAUUUACAUGUUUCUGCUUAGAUCAUACGUUAAUUGUGCUUUUUUAUUUGCCUGGAACUGUUGGUUAAGACAUGUAGCUGAGGGAGGCAGCAGCUUGCCUUACUAAUAGCCUCGUGGGUGCAGGGAGGCACUGUGAAGCCAGCCUUAACACAGCCCUGGGGUCUCAGAAACGUACCUGAACACUUGAUCUGGGCCGUCUGGCGGCCACUGGAAUCCUUGUAAACACCUGGGGUGUGUUUAGAAUAUAUAUUCCCAGUUAUUUUGUCUAUUUUACUUAUCGUUUGUUUUUGCUAUGUUUGUCUCAAAUAUGAACAGGUUGCUGGUUUACUAAUAACAGUCAAGCACUCCUGAUAUUUUUUCUCGUUACAUGUAGAUUUACAACCGUUUUGGCCCCUUCAUGUGCACUAUUAAAAUUAAAAUUCGAUCUGUGGGGGAAAAAAAUCCACAAUCAAAUGCUGACAUUCCAUAAAUUCUUGUCAGAAUUAUUAUUUUUUUUGUAUCGGGUUGCUUUUGGUAUAUUUACGGUUACAUUUAAACUUGUCAUUAGAGUCCCCUGCUACAAUGCAUAGAAGGAACUUUGAACUGCUGGACAGAAGGUGUUCAAUUGAACACGACUCAUCUAUCAUGAUUCAUGUCAUGGAACUGCCCUUUAAAAAAUAUUGAUGUCAGCUGCACUGAAAUCAGUGACGCGUCUGUCAAAUUAAAUCAUGGGAAUUUUUCCGAGUACUUAUCACUAUAGGAAGGGGAUACCUGGAUAUUAUACAUGUGGUUUGAAAAUUCUGCUUUUUGUAGAGCCCUUGCUUUUUCCUCCGAGUCUCUGCAUUUUAUUUACAACUGUUUUAUUUCCAUCAGUUUUACUUUACACUCUGUUCUGUGUGUUAGGAAACGUUACAUGGACAUAUCAGAUUGUCAGAUGAGCGGGGUGGGCCUGGGGAACAUUAAAUGGGCUCAAGAUUACAAAGCACUUACUGUACUAUACUGGAGUCCGCCUCCUUUUUUUUGUAUAAAGGGGCAUCUCCUCAGCUGAAGCUCUUGAGGUUAUGAGUAAAAACCGCACAGCUGUGUAUCCCCCUUUCCCUCUAUGUCCAGUCCUACAUCUUGUCCUGUUCACCCCUCAUAUCAUCUUUUUUUUAUUUUAUUUUUUUUUAGUUUUUCUGCUAAAACCUUUUUUUGUCUUUGUUUAUCUAUUGUCAGUAUCUCUUGUCUCCCUUCACAUUUUGCAGCUCCCUCUUCUUCCUCUCCUUUUGUUUGUUCUCUUUUAACUUUUUUUUUGUUAGACCUGUCAGUGCAUACGGUCAUCAACAAGCUAUUUUGUUGUUUUGUUGUUGUUGUUGUUGUUUUGUUUUUUCAAGAGAGAAAUGUUUUGGGGAUAAAGAGGCUUGUGCCUUUGUAAAGACAGAAUAAUAAAGUUUGUACUUUGUUUUUUACGCAUUGGG
Molecule: messenger RNA, 4281 nt
Organism: Larimichthys crocea (large yellow croaker)
Lineage: Eukaryota; Metazoa; Chordata; Actinopteri; Sciaenidae
Gene: tfap4
Product: transcription factor AP-4 (activating enhancer binding protein 4)
Exons: 7
Coding region: 409-1410 (333 amino acids)
Biological process (GO): regulation of transcription by RNA polymerase II
Cellular component (GO): nucleus
Molecular function (GO): protein dimerization activity; DNA-binding transcription factor activity, RNA polymerase II-specific; RNA polymerase II cis-regulatory region sequence-specific DNA binding
Source: RefSeq, a predicted model, not a curated record